CAUAGCUUCUCUUAAAAUGAAUUCCUCCAUUUUGAUUAUGGUGUUUCUUCAUCUUUGUUGGAUUUCCCUUAGUAUUAGCAGAGAGACAGUGUGCAUUGAAAGUGAGAGAGAGACACUGUUGAAGUUGAAGCAUAAUCUCACAGAUCCUUCAAAUAGGCUUUCUUCUUGGAAUACCUCUGUGAAUCCCAAUUGCUGCGAGUGGGAUGGAGUUGUGUGCAACAACUUUACAUCUCAUGUUGCAGAGCUUCACCUUACCACUUCAUUUCCUGAUUUCAAUUACAGCCUUUUUGAUCCAUUAUAUGAAGCAGAUUACGAAGAAGCAUGGGAAGAGUAUAAUAGAGUGGCAUUGGGUGGGGAGAUAAAUCCUUGUUUGGUUGAUUUGAAGCAUUUGAAUUACUUGGAUCUUAGCGGCAAUCAUUUUCCAACUACUCCAAUUCCUUCCUUCAUUGCAACAAUGACUUCUUUAACUCACCUCAAUCUUUCUGAUGCUGGAUUCAUGGGGAAUAUUCCUUCUCAGAUUGGAAAUCUCUCCAAUUUGCUCUAUCUUGACCUCUCUUAUGUUGCCAACGGAACAAUUCCUCCCCAGAUAGGGAAUCUCUCCAAUUUGCUCCACCUUGACCUCAAAGACGGAUAUCAUCCACAAUCUCUGUUUCUUGAAAAUAUUAAUUGGCUAUCAAGUCUUUCCAAAAUUCGUUAUCUUACAUUCAGCAACAUUUGGUCACUUAAAGCAAGUAUGCCAAUUCCUUCUUUUAUUGGCUCAAUGACCACCUUAAUUCACUUGGACCUCUCUUUUUCUGGAUUCAUCGGCAACAUUCCUCCUCAGAUUGGAAAUCUUUCCAAUUUGGCGUAUCUAGACCUAAGUUGUGCUAUCACUGGAACACUUCCCUCUCAAAUUGGAAAUCUCUCUAAUUUGUUGUAUCUUGACCUUGGAAGUGAUCUAACUUCGAUUCCUAAAAAUGUUGACUGCUUGUCAAGGCUUACAAAGCUUGAAUAUCUUGAUUUAGGAGGUGCAAACCUAUCCCAAUCAUUUCACUUGCUUCACACCCUCCAAGCUCUUUCUUCUUUGCUGCACCUACAUUUGUCAGGAUGUACACUUCCUCACUACAAUCAACCAUCAUUUCUUAACUCUUCAUCUCUCCUUACUCUUGAUCUUUUUGACAUUUCUUAUCAUUCUAAAAUUUCAUUUGUUCCAAAGUGGGUGUUUGGACUGAAGAAACUUGUUUCUCUUUUUUCAUCUUUUAACUACUUUGAAGGUCAAAUUCCUGAUGGUCUUCAAAACCUCACACUUCUUGAAAAUCUUGAUUUGAAGGAAAAUUCAUUUUCAUCUUCUAUACCUCAUUGGUUUUAUAGUAGUUUUCCUCAUCUCAAGUUAUUGGACAUAUCAAACAACAACUUACAAGGAAAUAUUUAUGAUGCCUUAGGAAAUGUGACUUUUCUAGUUACACUUGAUCUGUCAUACAAUCAACUUGAAGGUCCAAUUCCAACUUCUUUAGGAAAGGUGACUUCUCUAAUCGAACUUGAUCUAUCACAAAAUAAACUUAAAGGUUCAAUUCCAACUUCUUUAGGAAAGUUGAAUUCUCUAGUUCGACUUGAUUUAUCAUACAAUAUCCUUUCAAGCAAUCUAACACUAGAUUAUUGUGGCAACAAAGGUGAUGGAGAACAUCUAAAAUCACUUGGAGAAUUUUCAUCAUUGAGAGCUCUUAUUUUGUCAUCAAAUCAACUCAGUGGAAAUCCAUUCGAAAGUCUUAAAUCACUCUCUAAAUUGUCAUACCUUGAUAUUGGUGAUAAUCAUUUUGAAGGAGUUGUAAUGGAAGAUCAUCUUUCAAAUCUUACGAGCUUGGAUGAGUUUUAUGCAUCAGGAAAUAACUUGACUUUAAAAGUAGGUCCCAAUUGGCAUCCUACUUUUCAACUUACCUAUUUGGAUAUGAGCUCUUGGCAAUUAGGCCCUAACUUUCCAUCAUGGACUCACUUACAAAACAAACUUCAAUAUUUAGCGAUGUCUAAUACAGAGAUUCUGGAUUAUAUUCCCCCUUACUUUUGGGAGGCUUUAUAUUCUCUUGAAUAUUUAAACCUAUCCAACAAUCAUAUUCAAGGUGAGAUUGAAAAUUCUCCGACAAAACCAUUAUCUUUCUUGACCCUUGAUCUAAGCUCUAAUCACUUGCACGGAAAAUUACCUUAUAUUUCUAAUCAAGUUCAAUGGUUAGAUCUUUCGGGUAAUUCAUUCUCUUCCAUGAAUGAUUUCUUAUGUUGUAAGCAAUUCAAGAAAUUUAACUUGCAUCUUCUCAAUCUUGCGUCCAAUAACCUAUCAGGAAAAAUACCUAAUUGUUGGAUACAAUGGCCAGAAUUGAUGGAUGUGAAUUUACAAAGCAACCAUUUUGUUGGGAAUAUGCCCUCAUCCAUGGGCUCUUUAGCUUCGUUAGAGUCAUUGAACAUUCGUAACAACUCGUUAUCAGGAAUAUUGCCUAUAACUUUGAAGAAGAAUACUCAAUUGAUAUCUGUGGACCUUGGGGAAAAUAAUCUUUCUGGAACUAUUCCGACAUGGAUUGGAGAAAGGUUGUUAGGAUUAAAAAUUCUUCGCCUUCGAUCAAAUAAUUUUUCUGGUCACAUUCCUAAUGAAAUAUGUAAUAAGACAUUUCUUCAAGAUUUGGACCUUGCACAAAAUAGUUUGUCCGGAAAUAUUCCAAAUUGUUUCAACCACUUGAAAUCCAUGUUGCAAAAGUACAAAAGUUCAAAUUUGAUCAUAAAGAACGGUGUAUAUGUGCCAAAUGAGAGGGAUGAUGCAAUCAGUAUUAUCCUAUGGAUAAAAGGAAGAGCUUUAGAGUAUAGCAAGAUUCUUGGCUUGGUAACAAAUGUUGAUUUGUCUGAUAAUAAUUUAUCAGGAGGGAUACCUAGAGAAAUCACAUAUCUAGAUGGUUUGAUAUAUUUGAAUUUAUCCAAGAAUCAAUUGUCCGGCCAAAUUCCACCGAGUAUUGGUAAUAUGAGAUUAUUAGAAUCCAUUGAUCUCUCAAGGAAUCAAUUAUCAGGAGAAAUCCCUCCAACCAUAUCAAACUUGAGCUUUCUCAACAACCUAGAUUUAUCUCAUAAUCAUUUAAAGGGAGAAAUUCCAAUAGGCACUCAAAUUCAAAGCUUUGAAGCAUCCGACUUUAUUGGAAAUAAUUUGUGUGGUCCACCACUACCGAUUAAUUGCAGUUCCAUCCAGCAAAUUCCAUUUAUUGAUCGCUCGAAAACAAAGAAUGAUUGGCAUGGAGUGAAUUGGUUCUUUGUGAGCAUGACAUUUGGGUUUGUUUUUGGAUUUUGGGUAGUUGUUACUCCUUUGUUCAUUUAUAAAUCAUGGAGAUAUGCAUACUUUUGUUUCCUUGAUGACAUGUGGUAUAAACUGCAAUCAUGUUGGUGAUCGUUGAUUUGUAAUAUGGUGUUGUUGUUUUACUUCACAUUCAUCUCUUUUGAUAUCACUUUGUCAA
Vigna unguiculata (cowpea) is the source of this 3461-nucleotide messenger RNA. Its product is annotated as receptor-like protein EIX2. Gene Ontology annotation, molecular function: protein binding. The record is from RefSeq and is a predicted model, not a curated record. Lineage: Eukaryota; Viridiplantae; Streptophyta; Magnoliopsida; Fabales; Fabaceae.